Strigops habroptila (Kakapo) is the source of this 777-nucleotide messenger RNA. Its product is annotated as adrenodoxin-like. Gene Ontology annotation, molecular function: 2 iron, 2 sulfur cluster binding. The transcript is spliced from 4 exons. Gene Ontology annotation, biological process: P450-containing electron transport chain; positive regulation of oxidoreductase activity. Gene Ontology annotation, cellular component: mitochondrion. Bases 16 to 570 code for a protein of 184 amino acids. Lineage: Eukaryota; Metazoa; Chordata; Aves; Psittaciformes; Psittacidae. The record is from RefSeq and is a predicted model, not a curated record.
AGGACUCUUAGUAGCAUGAUAGCUCCAGGUAUCUCAGCACUCAUGCGACCCUUGUUAAGUGGACUGAAUGCGAGCAAGGUUCGCUUUAUUCAUCUCUGUGGGGUGACUGAGCAGCAUCGCACACCAGCUAAGCAGGGCUCGGAAAGAGGCUUCAGCUCCACACAGAAGCUCCCCGAUGCCCCUGGGGAUUCGAGCUCUGCAGACCAGGUGACAGUGCAUUUUAUAAAUCGGGAUGGAGAGCGACUUACGGCCACAGCCAAAGAAGGGCAGAGUUUGCUGGAAGUGGUGGUCAAUCAAAACUUGGCCAUUGAUGGAUUUGGUGCAUGUGAAGGGACAUUAGCCUGCUCCACUUGCCACCUCAUCUUUGAGAAGGACACCUUCCAAAAGCUGGAUGCCAUCUCAGACGAAGAGCUGGACAUGCUGGACUUGGCGUAUGGGCUCACAGAGACAUCUCGACUUGGCUGCCAGGUGUGCAUUAAGAAGUCGAUGGAUGGUCUGACAGUGCGGGUCCCCAUGGAUGUAUCAGACAUGAGGAGGCAGCUGGAGGUUGGAAAGCAAAGCAAACAGUAACUGGAAACAGCUCCUGCACAACUCACAUCCUCAUUUUAGGUGUGGCAGGGUACUUUGCUUUUGGCUAACACUAUUGCUUUUUGUGGCUGGCUUGCAGUAGACCGUAGAGGUCUGAUUCAGUAUAAAUGCCCAUUUGGCAAAUCUCUUGUUUAAACAAAGCUUAAUUCUAGGGCCUUUGGUACAUGUUUUAAGUGUUCUGCUGAACGC